Messenger RNA from Budorcas taxicolor (takin), 2616 nucleotides. RefSeq names its product serine protease 12 (gene PRSS12). NCBI's taxonomy places the organism in Eukaryota, Metazoa, Chordata, Mammalia, Artiodactyla, Bovidae. Gene Ontology annotation, biological process: proteolysis. Gene Ontology annotation, molecular function: serine-type endopeptidase activity. Bases 1 to 2616 code for a protein of 871 amino acids. The transcript is spliced from 13 exons. Gene Ontology annotation, cellular component: membrane. The record is from RefSeq and is a predicted model, not a curated record.
AUGACACUCCCCCACUUCGCGGUGGCUCUGAUUCUCGGGGCGCUCCCCGGAGUGGUCAGCUUUGAUUCGGCCCUCGGUUAUCCCCUCCACCACCGCCAUCACCAUGCGCCGUCUCGGGGUCCCCGGGACCCUUAUUACCUUACCACCCAGCGGCGGCCACGGAAGACACCGCCGCCCCCGCUCCCGCGCACCCUGCACCCCCCGCCGGCGCUCCGCGCCUCGCGCGCGCACGGCCUCCGCACGCCCCGGCCGCCUCCCGGGGACUGCCCCGCCGGCGCGCCCGGGGCCAACGUGACGGACUCCGGCGCCCCUUGUCUGCGCUGGGCAGACGUGCCGCCGUUCCUCGCGCGGUCGCCCCCGGCGGGCUGGGCGCAGCUGCGAGGGCAGCGCCACAACUUUUGCCGGAGUCCGGACGGCGCGGGCAGACCCUGGUGCUUCUACGGGGCCGCCGGCGGCAAGGCGGACUGGGGCUACUGCGACUGCAGACGCGGGUCAGUCCGGCUUUGUGGUGGCAAAAGCGCCUUUGAAGGCACAGUAGAAGUCUAUGAGAAUGGAGUCUGGGGCGUCAUUUGUAGCAGCCACUGGGAUGACGCUGAUGCUUCAGUCGUUUGUCACCAGCUGCAGCUGGGAGGAAAAGGAGUCGCAAAACAAACCCCAUUUUCUGAACUGGGCCUUAUUCCCGUUUAUUGGAGCAAUGUCCGUUGCCGAGGAGAUGAAGAAAAUAUACUGCUUUGUGAAAGAGACAUCUGGCAGGGUGGGGCAUGUUCUGAGAAGAUGGCAGCUGCUGUCCUGUGUAGCUUUUCCCAUGGCCCUGCGUUCCCCAUCCUGCGCCUUGUUGGGGGGAGCAGUGUGCGUGAGGGCCGAGUGGAGGUCUACCAUGCCGGUCAGUGGGGGACAGUCUGUGACGACCAGUGGGAUGAUGCGGAUGCGGAAGUGGUCUGCAGGCAGCUGGGUCUGAGUGGCAUUGCCAAAGCAUGGAAUCAGGCGUAUUUUGGGGAAGGGUCUGGCCCGGUAAUGUUGGAUGAGGUACGCUGCACUGGGAAUGAGCUUUCUAUUGAGCAGUGUCCAAAGAGUUCCUGGGGAGAGCAUAACUGUGACCAUAAAGAAGAUGCUGGAGUGUCCUGUACCGCUCUAACAGAUGGCGUCAUCAGACUUGCAGGUGGUGAAGGCGGCCACGAGGGUCGCCUGGAGGUGUAUCACAGGGGACAGUGGGGAACUGUCUGUAAUGACGGCUGGACUGAUCUUAAUACCUAUGUGGUUUGCCGGCAGCUGGGAUUUAAAUAUGGCAAACAAGCCUCUGCAAACCACUUUGAAGAGAGCAUGGGACCCAUAUGGCUGGAAGGCGUCAGUUGCUCAGGAAAGGAAGCCAGUUUCCUUCAGUGUUCGCGGGGACCCUGGGGAAGGCAUGACUGCAGCCAUCGGGAAGAUGUUGGCAUCUCCUGCUACCCCGGCGGGAAUGGAUUCAGAGUAUCCCUGGGUUUUCCAAUCAGACUGAUGGAUGGAGAAAAUAAGAAGGAAGGACGAGUGGAGGUUUUUAUCAACGGCCAGUGGGGAACAGUUUGUGAUGAUGGGUGGACUGAUAAUGAUGCCAGUGUGAUCUGUCGACAGCUUGGCUACAAGGGCCCAGCCAGAGCAAGGAGCAUGGCGUAUUUUGGGGAAGGGGAGGGACCCAUCCAUAUGGAUAACGUGAAGUGCACAGGAAACGAACGGUCCCUGGCCGACUGUGUCAGACAAGACAUCGGAGACCACGACUGCCGCCACAGUGAAGACGCAGGAGUUAUUUGUGAUUAUCUUGGGAAAAAAGCACCAGGAAACAGUAGUAAAGAGUCCCUCUCAUCUGUUUGUGGUUUGAGAUUAUUGCCCCGUCGGCAGAAGCGGAUCAUUGGUGGGAAGAAUUCUUUAAGGGGUGGUUGGCCUUGGCAAGUAUCCCUCCGGCUGAAGUCAUCCCAUGGAAACGGUAGGCUCCUUUGUGGGGCCACGCUCCUGAGUAGCUGCUGGGUCCUUACAGCAGCACACUGCUUCAAGAGGUACGGUAACAGUACUAGGAACUACGUGGUUCGGGUUGGGGAUUAUCAUACGCUGGUGCCGGAGGAGUUCGAAGAAGAGAUCAGAGUUGAGGAGAUCGUAACCCACCGGCUGUACCGCCCGCACAGCAAUGACUAUGACAUCGCCCUGGUUAGGUUACAAGGACCAGAGGAGCAGUGUGCCAGACUCAGCAGCCACGUUCUGCCGGCCUGCUUGCCACGCUGGAAAGAGAGGCUACAGAAGAGAGCCCACAACUGCUAUGUAACAGGAUGGGGAGACACAGGACCAGCCUACUCAAGAACUCUACAACAAGCAGCCAUCCCCUUACUUCCCAAGAGGUUUUGUGAACAUCGUUAUAAGGGUCUGUUUACACGAAGGAUGCUCUGUGCUGGAAACCUCCAUGAACACAAACGUGUGGACAGUUGCCAAGGAGACAGCGGAGGACCACUCGUGUGUGAACGACCGGGAGAGCGCUGGGUUGUGUAUGGGGUGACCUCCUGGGGAUACGGCUGUGGAGCCAAGGAUUCCCCUGGUGUUUAUACCAAAGUCUCAGCCUUUGUACCUUGGAUAAAAAGGGUCACCAAACUGUAA